GCAGUCGUCAGUCGACAGUGCUCAGUGUCGAGUCGUCAGGGCUCAGUCGCUAGACGUCUGUCGCAAAUCGUCAGUCAUCGGUCGUCAGUCGUCAGUCGCCGUUCGUUUUUUUAUCAGUAGGUAGCUGCGCCGAUCAUAUCCAUGCGAGAAAAGUGUUGAAACCAGCGAGUGUGUCAGUGCAUCAGCCACACCGCCGAAUCGGCCUCUCGUGGCAGUGUGGCGUGAGAUCAGCCAAAGAACGGCGUAAGAAGAGGAUCAUUCAUCGAGCUAAGGCUUGCACGGCAUUUUUGGCAGCUUCAACAUGAGACUACCGUUGGCGCUGCUGUGGGCGACACUGGCACCCAUCGCCCUCGCCGAACUCUGCGUCUGUCCUCCCGGCUUCCACCCGCUCGGCACGGACGGGUGCUACCAUCUGGUGGCGGACGGUAGUUUCGGGGCCGUCCAGGUGGCGUGCCAGUCGCUCGGUGGGCAGCUGCUGAAUGUCGCCAGCGCCGAGGAAGACGCUGCGGCGCGCUCCGUGAUGACCAAACAUUGUAGAGCCAUGGUCUGGAUCGGGCUUCAUGACGAGAGUGAGAGCAGCGGAGAGCCGGAGUGGAGAUGGUCGGACGGCUCGGCGCCCACCUUCACCGACUGGCACCGGGAGCCGGGGACAGGCCGGUGUGUUGUCAGCUGGCUCCACGGCGGCUGGCAGCAGCGCGACUGUCGUCUGCCCGCCCCCGGUCUCUGCGUUCAUCCGUUUACCCCACCGCAGCCCUGCGAGCCGCCGCCCGACCGACUCCACCGCCACCUAUCGGCCGGCGAUGACAGGUGGAAGUUGGUGCCACCGCCGCCAGAGGCGCCACUACCGCAGCUGGCCUGGCCCCCGCAGUGGCUGCAGCAGAGGUUUGUGCUGCGAGACGCGCCCGUACAGUGGCACCAGUGGCUGUGAGUGACGCCAGACGAGACAGGAUGCUGGCAGCAGCUGACGCCAUGGCGGUUUGGCAGGGAUGGAUGAUGGAUCCCAGGUGUAAUUACCAACUACGAAUAGAACGUCACAGCAGACCGCUGCA
This is a messenger RNA of Amphibalanus amphitrite, 1049 nucleotides long. RefSeq names its product regenerating islet-derived protein 3-gamma-like. The transcript has 3 exons. Gene Ontology annotation, molecular function: signaling receptor activity. Bases 302 to 928 code for a protein of 208 amino acids. The record is from RefSeq and is a predicted model, not a curated record. Lineage: Eukaryota; Metazoa; Arthropoda; Thecostraca; Balanomorpha; Balanidae.